CCAAUUACAAAAAAGAGAUUUUUGGAAUCACAACGCAAUAAGGCAAGCACGUCAAAACCAGACUUAAGACUUGACAGUCUUCCUGGCUUCGCGCCUGCUUCCUCGUUUACAGAUGACAAUACGGAACAACCUGUACGCGUUAUUAAGAGAAAGAAACCAGAAUAUACAGUGUUGAGAGAAUCCGCUUAUUUUCAGUCAAACUCUCAUAAAACAGUCUCUAAAAUCUUAAUACAAACAAGUCAAGACGAUGGCUUUGAGGAUGUGAGGCCAAUGUCUGACGACGAAGAUUGGAAUGAUCAAACGAAAGAAAGAUGGUUUGAAUUGCAGCGUAAUACUGGUAUAAAGGACGUAAAAAGUGGUUGUCUACCAGAAGAUUCAACGCUUACUGAAGAGCAACGCGAAGUCUAUGAAUUGGCUGUCGUUAAACGAGAGAGCAUAUUCUUUACUGGAUCUGCUGGUACCGGAAAGAGUAUGCUACUACAAAAAAUUAUUACUACUCUCAAGAAUAUGACCGGUAAUGAUGCUGUGGCGGUUACUGCGACCACAGGGCUAGCUGCUCUCAACAUUGGAGGCACAACUUUACAUUACUUUGCUGGAAUUGGUCUUGGCCAAGGGACUACACAAGAACUUAUUAAAAAAGUUCGUGAUAACAGGUCAGCUCGUCAGAGAUGGACAGAUUGUAAUGUCUUGAUCAUAGAUGAAGUUUCAAUGCUCGAUGGAGAAUUGUUUGAUACACUUGAAGGAAUUGCGCGAAAUAUCAAGAACAACACACGACCGUUUGGAGGGAUACAGCUGAUUAUCACGGGAGAUUUCUUCCAAUUGCCUCCAAUAUCGAAGGAUAAUAGAUCGGUUGCUAAAUUCUCCUUUGAAGCACAAACGUGGAAAACUGCCGUUAAGCAUACUAUCCAAUUAACGCGAGUAUUCCGUCAAAAAGAUAAUGAACUCAUCGAACUUUUAAAUGAUAUGAGAACUGGGAAAGUGUCAGAACGUUUCUCGGAACUUAUUGCGAGAUUAGAAAAUGAACCGCAAUAUCCAGACGAUGGUAUCAAACCUACGGAAUUAUAUCCGAGAAAUGAUAAUGUGAACAGUGCCAAUCUUAUACAGUUAGACAAGAUUCCGCAUAAAUCUCAUUCAUUUUUUGCGAUUGAUUGGGAACCUAUGAGGAUUGGACAACUCCGUAUGCUUGUAAAGAGUUGUUUGGCCCCACAAGAACUAAAACUUAAACGGGAUGCUCAGGUCAUGCUUAUUAAAAAUCUGAAAGAUUAUAAUCUUGUUAAUGGAAGCAGAGGAGUUGUCAUAGGAUAUCACUCUAAUUCGACUGGUCAAGAUUAUUUUAAAGGGGAAGAAGAAGGGCUCGAAAUAAACGACUUACUUCCGAUAGUGCGAUUUACGGAUUCGAACCAAAAGAUUGUUGUUGAACCUCAAGAAUGGACUAUACCUGGAAAUGGAGGAAAAACAGUAUUGGCAUCACGUAAACAGAUCCCACUCAUUCUUGCAUGGGCGAUAAGUAUUCAUAAAAGUCAGGGUCAAACUUUGGAUCGUGUUAAAAUUGAUCUUGGGCGUGUAUUUGAGAGAGGUCAAGCAUAUGUGGCCCUCUCCCGAGCAACAUCCACCACUUCUCUCCAAGUAUUGAACUUUCGUCCUUCAAAGGUCACUGCACAUGAGAAAGUGAAGGCAUUUUAUGAGUCAUUGAAGAGACACGAUUCUGUGAGUCAAUAUACAGACGAAGACAAUGACGAUAGCUUUAUUUAG
Messenger RNA from Cetraspora pellucida, 1752 nucleotides. The record is from the annotation of a GenBank genome assembly. NCBI's taxonomy places the organism in Eukaryota, Fungi, Glomeromycota, Glomeromycetes, Diversisporales, Gigasporaceae.